Messenger RNA from Oryzias melastigma (Indian medaka), 3130 nucleotides. RefSeq names its product serine and arginine rich splicing factor 7a (gene srsf7a). Bases 228 to 1022 code for a protein of 264 amino acids. The transcript is spliced from 8 exons. Lineage: Eukaryota; Metazoa; Chordata; Actinopteri; Beloniformes; Adrianichthyidae. Gene Ontology annotation, biological process: mRNA splicing, via spliceosome. Gene Ontology annotation, cellular component: nuclear speck. Gene Ontology annotation, molecular function: zinc ion binding; RNA binding. The record is from RefSeq and is a predicted model, not a curated record.
CGGUUGAAGUGCGCAUGUGCGGAAGUGGCGCAGCGCGCAGGACGUGAAGUCUCGUUCUCAAGUGACAUGAGGGACGCGGUGAUGUCCGUUUGAGCGGAUACUCGGCUCCUCGUUCCGUGCAGCUGAAGUUUGUUUGGUUGAAAUCGACCUCGGCUGUGGUCGAAGGCCGCCGCGGGUCUCUCCUGUUCGGAGUUCAGUCUGAAAUUGGCGGAAGGAGGUGAGGAGAGAUGUCUUAUCACUCAUCCUCCCGUGGUUCAUCUCGAGCGACUGACUGUAAAGUGUACGUCGGGGACCUCGGCAAUGGAGCGGCCAAGGGCGAGCUGGAGCGAGCGUUCAGUUAUUACGGGCCACUGCGAAGCGUGUGGGUGGCCAGGAACCCACCUGGAUUUGCCUUUGUGGAGUUUGAGGACCCCAGAGAUGCAGAGGAUGCUGUCAAAGGCAUGGAUGGAAAGCUCCUCUGCGGGUCUCGUGUUCGGGUAGAGAUGUCCACGGGUCUUUCCAGGAAGGGCCGUGGUCGUCUCAGCCGUCGGCAGUUUGAUCCCAACGACAAAUGUUACCAGUGUGGGGACCGGGGCCACUACGCCUACGACUGCUACCGCUAUAGCAAGAGGGGCCGUCGCAGCCGGUCUCGCUCUCACUCACGAUCUCGCUCCAGGUCCAGGUCCCAUGGGCGCCGCUACCGCUCUCGGUCCCGCAGCCGGAGCCGAAGCUACAGCAGGGGCCGCCGUCGCUCCCCCUCUUAUUCCAGGCGCCGGAGCAGGUCUGGUUCCCAGGCUCGGUCCAAGUCCAGGACUUCAGUGAGAAGUCGUUCCCGAUCCAGGUCUCGGUCUCGGUCGGGGUCUGCACCAAGGGGGCGCUCUGCUUCCCGAUCCCGGUCCAGAUCCAGAUCUAGAUCUCGAUCUCCCUCUGCCAACCACAAGAGGAACAGCGUGUGGUGGGAGCUGAGCACUGCACUGACACCGCAGCUGAUCCCAGGCCCAGGGUCUGCCAGCUGGCGGUGUGUACGUCCUGCAGGAGGGUGACUAAGAGCUGACCUGAGAUCAGCCUGCGACUGCAUCUGGUGUUAGACAGCGAGAAAGAGGUCGACCUACCGACCGAACCCCCCCCAGAGAGAGUGGGUGACUGUUGUUCGACCGACGCACACGCUCAGACGAGAUCAGCUUGCACACACAUGCAGUUGUUCAACUAGAGUCACCCGUCCAGCCAGCCUUCAGACGUACCAGAGGGCUGCCUACACAGAUCACAGUUCGGCCGUUUAAAUCCAUUACCAGACCCCCCACCUGCCAGAGCUCUCCGGCUGCGUCUUAGCUUCUGAGUGUGAGAGAAAGAGCUGACGAGAGAUCAGUCUUCAAGAGCCUCCCGCCGCAGUGUCUCUGCAAGUUGUAGUCGUCCGUCCUUCAGUCCUUUCAUCCUUCGCUUCUCUGUACUUGUUGUUUCUACCACUGUCUCCAAAGGUAACCAAAAACCAACCCCCCCUGACAAGCUCAUGUUGAUGAUGGUGACAAAUGUUCAGGCUUUCUCAGCCUUAAACAAGCAUGCUAAUGUUGCAGCGUGAAUGAGAGAGCGACUGGAAGACUGAGUGAGAGAGAGUGGUGACGAGCUGAUGUCUGAGGAGGUUUUCUCGUCUUUUUCUACUUGUUUAACAUCAUUUAAGCUCUUUAUGUCUAGCCGUUAUUGUAUUCGCCCUUGGGUGUCAGGUACAUGUGCAGCUUUGACUCUGGACGACUAUUCCUAUACUGACCCACUCCAAUCAUAUUUUGAUCUGUUUUCAAAUCAUUCCCAGUGGAAUUUUAAUUGUGAUUAUGCCGUUUUUAGGCCAUAUUUUUAAAAAACACUAUCGUUUCUGCGGGAGUUCAUUAGAAAUUCACCUCUGAGUCAUGGGCGGGACUGUUGGCGUGGAGGAAGCCCACCCCUCUUCCCGUCACCCAUAACUCAGAGCUCUUUGUUUACAAGCUUUCCUGCUUGCAGCCCCCAACACCCCCAACUUUAGUUUGGAUCAAGAUUCCAGCUCAGGUGAGGAAACAGACGUCUGCAAGUGGAUGCAUCAGAAUGGGGCGAAGCAGGAAGCUUAUGGCCCCGCCCACCAACUUUUCAAAAAAAAAUUUUCAUCUGCUUUUGAUUCACAGUGAUUUAGAUAAAUUAAUACUCGCGAGAAAAAGGCAACAAGAACAUGUUCAAAACGGCGUUUUCAUUGGAGUGGGUCUUAAAAGAAUACUCGUUUCAGAGGAAAACCAACAGAUGUGUUUAAAGCACAAAGCUGUCGGCAUGAACCUGAUAUUCAUGCGGUUUAUAAACUUUCUCAUAUUAGAUCAGGAACAUAAAUAUGUGCUGUGUUUUUAUCUUCCCCCUGCAGCAAAUUAAUUCCUCUCCGUUUGUGUUUCAGUCGCUCCCGUUCGGCAACUCCCAACCGAAGCCCCACACCUGCAGAUGACUGAGUGAGGAAGAGUUUGUCCCCCUUUCCCCCCAACAACCCCUGCACCCCAUCAGCUUUUACACCCCAGUUACAGCAGCCGCUUAGUUUUCUUAUGGUUUCUUCUUUUGGUAUGUCUGUUUAGUCCCAGGGUUGCAGGUUUAGUUUCACCCACAGGACUGUGACCUCUUCAGGUCCGGUCAGUACAGCAGGUAGAGGCGGACACGGGGGGAUUGUUUUAAAUGUUGCCGCUGCGUCCUGCUUCUCAGCAGGUUUGCAGCACAGAUAGGAAACAACCUUUGAUGCAUCUGACUUAGCAGCCUCGGAGUAAGCUGUGGCAGAAGAUUUGAUCAGCGUUUGAGAGAAACUCUGAAAACUUGUUUACGUUGAGCUCAAAUGUCAGAACCUCCUUGAGCUGCAGUGUUGGGAAACAUUUGCACACUUCAUGAAUGUCAGUUUCUUCUCAUACUGGAAUAGUGAUACGGUUUCUGGUCUGCAUGCCUUUAAAUGUCACAUUCCUGCUGUUUUUUUCUGCCCUUUUUACUAACACGGUCAGCGUUAGAGCUGAUUGUCCCUUCGAUUUGAAUCUCUGACUUGGUUUUAAGAUGCAUACAAAGCUCUAAAUUAACUUGUGCAGGGGCUGCUUUGUUUGUUUGUUUGUUCCUGGCUUAUAUGGUUAAACUGUGGCAGUUUUAUUUUUGAAUAAACAUGUUCAACAUA